Molecule: messenger RNA, 2810 nt
Organism: Oryzias melastigma (Indian medaka)
Lineage: Eukaryota; Metazoa; Chordata; Actinopteri; Beloniformes; Adrianichthyidae
Product: CXADR-like membrane protein
Exons: 7
Coding region: 521-1714 (397 amino acids)
Cellular component (GO): cytoplasmic microtubule; cell surface; membrane
Source: RefSeq, a predicted model, not a curated record
UUCUUAUUUUAAAAAUCAUUCAUUUUUUGGUAGAAAUGCCUCCAUCAGGCUGCAUCCACAUGUGCCGUAUCGAUGAAAAGGUAGCAGAAAUGCUGGUGGGGGGGUUCUCCCCCUGAGGAUGUCUGUGUUGGGACAAAUAUUAACUGUAGAGGUCCCCAUUCUCCUGCAGCUGCACACGCCCCUGCGCCGCGCCACGCCGCCUCUCCUUGCAGCGGACCACCCGACAGCAGCAGGGAGGUUUUUAUUGCAUCGUAGAGGACAAAAGUGGCUCCUCUCAUCUCCUCUCCCCCCACCUCUCUCCUUGGUCGGUGAGCAGCGCGCAGGAUGCUGCCGCGCGCUCCUGGAGGACGGACGCUGACUCCGUAGAGCCGCGGCUGGGCGCGUGCUGGGCUCGUGCGCCACGCUUUGUUCCACCUCCGGAGUUCCGGAUCACUCCAUCCAGCCCGUGACAGGAACAACCUUCACAGCCGCCCGCUGAGGCCGACCCCUCCGCUGGAAUUUGUCCUUGCUGGACGCUGGGAUGCCGGCUCCUCCUCUCGUCCCUGCGCUCCUGCUGCUGCUGGGUGUGCUGAUGACAUGGGCCCAAACCGAAAUGAAGAGGGUCGUUGGAGACAACGCCACGCUGCCGUGCCAUUACCAGUUCUGGGUGGGCGAAGACCCCUCCCUGGACAUCGAGUGGCUGCUUUUAAAACCAACCAACAGGCAGAGGGUGAUCAUUACCUACUUCGCCGGACGUGUCAUUGACCCCAACGAAGCCGAGCGUGGCCGUGUGGCUUUUGCCGGAGAGUUCUUAAAAGGUGACGUGUCUCUGUUGAUCAGGGACUUGUCCCUGAUAGACUCAGGAGAGUACAGCUGCAAAGUCAAGAAAGGCGUUCAGUACCACUGGAGCACCAUACAUCUCAUAGUUCUGGUAAAGCCAUCUAAGCCUCGAUGCUGGAUGGAAGGCAAAUUCUUUGAGGGCGGUGAAGUGAAGAUGAGCUGCAAAUCUGCCGACGGCUCCAGUCCCAUUCACUACAAAUGGGAGAGAUUAGGGGAAAAGGGCAAGCACGUUGGGAAGCUGCCUCCACUGGCUCUGAUCGAUUUAAAAAACCCAGAAACCGUGACUCUGAAGAACUUGACCAAGGACAACGCCGGCAUCUACAAAUGCACGGCGAGCAACGAUGUUGGAGAAGAAAGCUGCACAGUGGAGGUUCAGAUGCACUACGUUAGGGGGAUGGGCGUGGUGGCUGGUGCAAUAGUCGGAGUGUCCUUUGGCGUCCUUCUCAUCAUCCUCAUUAUCUGGUUGGCGUUCUGUAAAAAGCAGAUGAAGAAAUACGAAGAAGAAGAAACCCCAAAUGAAAUCAGAGAGGAUGCAGAAGCUCCAAAAGCCAAGCUUGUGAAGCCCAACUCCUUAUCCUCGUCUCAUUCCGGAAGCUCUCGCUCAGGCACCUCCUCCACCCAGUCCAUGGUGCACAACACAGGAACCAGCGGGCAGCAAGGCGGGGUUUCUGUUGUGGCGCACGGAAAGAAAAACUGCCACGCUCCUACUUUUUCUCAGCCUUCGGCUGUCUACAAUCAGGUGCUUUCCAAGACUCUCGUAUCCCGUUGCACACCGACCUCCUCAUCCAACUCCAAGCCCAGCCCUCCCCCCAAACUAAGCCAUGUGAACUCAACCCACAUGGGGGCUACUUCCAAUAUGGACCCCGCCCAAAGCCAGGCCUUCAACACUGUGUAAAGUCAUACAGAAGAAAAUAUCUAUAUCACAAGGCUGUGAAUGAUAAGAAUAGUAAAUAUGUUAUCCAGAUAUAGCUGUACUCUCGCUAUUCUCGGUCCAGUGGAUGCUUGAACAGAUUUGAAUUAACAAUGUAGAAACACAUAAAUUCCAGUGCUGUUUGUUGACACGUGGUCAUUUAAUCAAGUUCAUUGGAGUCUCAUUAUUAAACUAAAGAGAAUUGUGAAAAAAAUGACAGCAGGUAAACGCUUCAUUGUCUUUGGUCAUUGACAGAGAAGUGAAUGAAAUGUGCUCCAGAGUCUUUCAAUUCUACGAAUAGCUUGAGACCAUUCAUACACGACACGCGUCUCCAUCUGUGACCGAACCCAUCAAGCACUUUUCUUUUGUACUGUUCAUUUUCACAGCGUAGAGAAAUAACUUUUCAAUUCUUCCUGCUUUUUUGGCUGAAAAAUGUCGACGAUUUGCUUAGUGCCUCUUUUCCAGUUCACGAUGCUCGUCUCUGUCUCGUCAAAUUUUAAAACUAUUGGUCACUACUAUUAAUAAUGUGUGCCAUAUUGUACAACGGAGAACUAAUAUGUUUGAAGAUUGUUUCAGGGUGGAACAAAAUACCCUAAAUGAGAAAGUGCCAUAGUCUGAAGGUUUACACUAAAAUUUAUUGUGUUGUUGAAGGAUUUUCAUGCAACACUAACAACACAAUGGAGAUUAUAUUUUUUCCUUGCAAUUAGAAAAAGAACUUAAGUGAAUUUUAAACAGAUUCUUUCUAUCCUAUUUACAGUAAUAAAUCCAAACAAUGCAAUCGACUUUCCGAUUCAGAGCCCCCAGCUCCCACAGUCUAAUAGUUUUUAGAUGAAAAUGUUUUGGUUGUGUUUUGUUGAAAAGAUGACAGGAUAUGAUUGUUGACAUUUUUAUUCUUAAACUAAUCUAAAGUGUUUCUGGAUUCCUAAUUUAAUGACAGCAAAUCAGAAAAAGGACAAGGCUUUGCUACACAAUCUCACUCCUAACUCGUCAUAUAUGGACGCAUGGUUCGGGCCCCCCUCCACGUCACUUUUUGAUGUUUUGGGUGUCUCCAACUCGUCGUUUUUGGACGUGCUGGCUGUUC